GAAUUCUAAACUGCGCGUGCACUUCCUUGUUUUGGCAUUCACGCUCGGAUUGCUGAUCAAACAGCAAUGUUUCCUUUUGAUCUUUUUACCGCCACAACCUGGACUUUAAUUGCGCUGUUUUUCGGAUUGCUCCUACUGUAUGGCAUGUGGCCUUAUGGACACUUCAAAAACUUGGGGAUCCCAGGACCGAGGCCGUACCCAUUUGUAGGCACGAUGUAUGUCAUGAAAAAGGGAAUGAUUGCCGCUGACCGGGAGUGUCACUCCAAAUAUGGAGAUGUGUGGGGGAUGUUUGAUGGCAGAACGCCGGUGUUGAUGGCGGCUAAUCGCGAGUUUAUCCAAACGGUGAUGGUGAAGUAUUGCACCACGGUGUUCACCAACCGCAGGGACACGCUUGUAUUCGGUGCGCUAACUGAUGCCAUAACAGCCGUGAAAGACGAAAGAUGGAAACGAAUCCGCUCCUCGUUGUCGCCGUGCUUCACCAGCGCAAGAUUGAAGCAGGUGUUCUACCUGGUCACUCGAUCCACCGAGCGACUGGUAGCAAGUCUGGCUAAAAAGGACCUGAGCGAACCUGUGGACAUUAAACAAUUCUUUGGGCCGUACAGUUUGGACGUGGUGACUAGCGCCUCCUUCAGCGUGGACACCGACUCUAUCAACCGACCGGACGACCCUCUCGUUCUGCAUCUCAAGAAAAUUAUGGACUUCAAAUUUUGGCCUAUCAUGUUUUUGCUGCUGUUUCCCUUUCUGGCUAAAGUGUGCAAGUUGGUGAAUUUUGACUUGAUGCCCAAAGCCAGCACUGAUUUUUUCUUCAACAUUAUUAAGAAGUUUAAAGACCAACACCGGGAAGGACAAUUGAGCCACGCGGACUUCCUGCAGGUCAUGAUCCAGAGCGAGAUACCAGAGUCGGAUAUAAAGAGCGAACAUGAGCAACCGAUUAAAGGUCUGACGGAAAAAGAGAUCCUGUCGCAAGCUUUCAUUUUCAUCUUUGGGGGCUACGAAACUACAGCCACCACUCUUACGUACAUCCUGUACAACAUCGCCACCCGCCCGGAAGUCAUGAAGACGCUGCAAGAUGAGAUUGACGCUAACGUUGCCACCGAUGGUUCCAUUUCAUACGAGACCUUGCAGGAAAUGGAGUACUUGGACUGCGUGAUUAACGAGUCACUGCGCGUGGUUCCGCCCGGGCCUCGGCUCGAGCGCAUGUGCAAAAAGACUAUCGAGAUCAACGGCGUCACCGUCCCUGAGGGGACUCUGGUCGUCAUACCUGUGAUGGAGAUUCACAAGGACCCCCGCUAUUGGAAGGACCCGGAGACUUUUCGACCAGAGAGGUUCAACAAAGAACACAUCGAAGAGGUGCAGCCCUAUACUUACCUGCCCUUUGGCUUGGGCCCUCGAAACUGCGUGGGGAUGCGCUACGCUCUCCUCACUGUGAAAAUGGUCCUGGUCCGUUUGCUGCAAAGCUACAACGUGGAAGCGUGCGAGGAGACAAUUGUGCCUCUGGAGUUUAACUGGAAGUUCCAGCCAGUAAAGCCAAUAAAAUUAAAGUUUGUGCCUAGAACCUAGGCCCAAAAAGCCUACGACUAAAUCAAAAAGCAUAAAAUUUUUAAUAUGUGAAUCAGUUUUUUAAUCGGCUGCCAUUUUGACAUUAACAGUGUGGACACUCGAUCACUAUUAUGCAAAAAUGAAAUUAUAAAAAAUACUCACCAUUAUGAGACGGGAUUCCAUAAUAGGCUAGUGAUACCUGACAAGUGUCAUAUCAAUAUGACCUUUGACCUCAUCUUAAAAUUCAGUCACCAAUUCAGUUUCAUAUUACUAAACUACCGAAAUCGGGUCUUUUUUUUUUUUUUUUUUUUUUGUAUAGGGUGCCGUUUAGACGUAACGGUGGACACAUAACAAAGGGGACAUUUUGUGCUAACGUUAGCCCUCAGCCUAGCUUUGCUAACAAAAUAGCUAACUUUGGAUACUUGAUAAGAAAUCUGUAAUUUUACAAAUCAGCCUUUUGUAUGUAGCUGUGACAGAGUGGACACGUUAUGAUCAACCAUGCUUCAUAAAACUGCAGAAUCUGAUUUUUAAAGGUGGUCAAAAAAUAAAAUUGCUUUAAUAAGAUGAAUUUCCUUUUAAUUUUGUGAUGUUAUAGCAAAAGAAAUUUCUUAAAGGGACACUGACAAAACAUAAGAGUGGACACUAACAGAGGGGACAUUUUAUGCUAAAGUAAGCCCUCGGCAUAGCUUGGCUUGCUUAAUACCUAACAUGAUUUUGGAUUAGUGCUGCAACGAUUUAUCGAUUAACUCGAGUAUUCGAUUAGAAAAAAAUAUUCUAAUUGUAUUGCUUCAAGUAUUCGUUUAAUUAAAGUGGCGUUGUAAUUGUUUAUUUUGAAAGUGUUUGCACUUAGUUUUAUUGAUUAGGGUUGAUACACUGUCUUCUGGUCUGCCUCAUUUUACAUGGCUGAAUCCAACUGCUCCCUGUUAAGACCAAAGCAAGCUAAGCUUUUGUUUGAGCUAAUGUUAUUUAUGCAUUCAUAAUUUAGUUUAUAGGCAUAUUUAGCCGUUUUUUGAGGGAAUAUGUGUCUGAACUAUUUGUCAACAGCAUUGUAAAAAAAAAAAAAUGUUAGCAUUUUAUAGCAUUUAAGCUAGCGUACUUUUGUUAUGGAUGUUAGCCAACUGUCCUUUUGUUGUACAUAGAUCCUCAUUUAUUGUUUUUUUUGUACCGUUUGAGGAUCAGCUCAGGUAUUUUAAUUUUUAUGUGUUCUUUAUCCGAUUACUCGAUUAUUCGAACUAACUAGUUCUUCGAUUACUUGACUACUAAAAUAAUCGAUAGCUGCAGCCCUACUUUGGACACUUGAUCAGAAAUGAUUCAAUUUCUUUGAUAUGUAUAGCUUUGACAGAGUGGACACGCUAUGAUCAACCACUACUUCGUAAAACUAAAAUCUGUUUUUGAAAGGUCAAAAAAUAAAUUGCUUUUAUCAGAUGAAUUUCCCUUUAAUGUUGUGAUGUUAUUGCAAAAGAAUUUUCUUAAAGGGACACGAACAAAGAGUGGACAGUGGCACUACCGACAAACACAAAAACAUGGACGUAACAGAGUGGACAUUAUCCAAGGGGACAUUUUGUGCUAAAGCAAGCCCUUAGCCUAGCUUUGCUUGCAUAAUAGCUAACAUGACUUUGGAUACUUGAUAAGAAAUCUCUCAUUUUACAAAUCAACCUUUUGAAUUCCUAUGAUAUGUAGCUGUGACAGAGUGGACACGUUAUGAUCAACCAUUCCUUCAUAUAACUGUAAAACCAGUUUUUUAAAGGAGGUCAAAAAAUAAAUUGCUUUUAUCAGAUGAAUUUCCCUUUCAUGGUGUGGUGUUAUUGCAAAAGAAUUUUCUUAAAGGGACACUAACAAAACUUAACAGAGUGGACAGUGGCACUGCAGACAAACAAAAAAAACAUGGGCGUAAAAGAGUGGACACUAUCAGACGGGACAUUUUUUGCAAAAGUAAGCCCUUAGCCUAGCUUUGCUUGCAUAAUAGCUAACAUGACUUUGGAUACUUGAUAAGAAACAAAUUUCUUUGAUAUAUAUAAAUAUAUAUAGUUGUGAUAGAGUGGACACGUUAUGAUCAACCACUAGUUGAUAAAACUGCAAAAUCUAAAGAUUUAAAGGAGGUCAAAAACUAAAAUUACUUACCAGUUGAAUUUCCCUUUACUGGUGUGACGUUAUUGCAAAGUGAGUUUUCUUACAGGGACAUAACACAACAGUGACACUACAGACAGACAGAAAACAUGGACAUGACAGAGUGGACAUUAACAGAGGGGACAUUUUGUGCUGAAGUAAGCCCUCAGCUUAGCUUUGCUAGCAAAAUAGCUUACAUGAUUUUGGAUACUUGGUGAGAAAUGAUUAAAUUUCUUAGAUAUGUAUAGUGUGGACAGAGUGGACACAUUAUGAUCAACCACUACUUCAUAAAACUGCAAAAUCUAAAUUUUUAAAGGUCAAAAAUUAAAAUUGCUUACCGGUUUUAUUUUUCGCCACUGGUUUGAUUCUAUUGCAAAAUAAUUUCCUUAAAUUGUGUCAGUGUCCCUCUAACAGAGUGGACAGUGACACUAGGGAUGAACAAAAAAAAAAACAUGGACCCAAGAAUGGACAUUUUGUGCUAAAGUAAGGCCUCAGCCUCGCUUUGCUGACACAAUAGCUAACAUGACUAUAGAUACUUGGUGAGAAAUGGUUAAAUUUCUUUGAUAUGUAUAGCUUUUGACGCGUAUUGAUCAACCACUACUUCAGAAAACUGCAAAAUCUGAUUUUUAAUGUAGGCCAAAGAUAACAUUGCUUACCACAGUUGAAUUUCCCGCCACUGGUGUGAUGUUAUCACAGAAGAGUGAUAUUAAGAUAUGCGAAUUUUCUUAAAGGGACACUAACAGUGACACUACAGACAAACAGAAAACAUGGACAUAACAGAGUGGACACUAACAGAGGGGACAUUUUGUGCUGAAGUAAGCCCUCGGCAUAGCUUUGCUAGCAAAAUAGCUAACAUGACUUUGGAUACUUGGUGAAAAAUGAUUAAAUUUCUUAGCUAUGUAUAGCGUUGACAGAGUGGACACAUUAUGAUCAACCACUACUUCAUAAAACUGAAAAAUCUGAAUUUUUAAAGGUGAAAAAUUAAAAUUUCUUACCGGUUGAAUUUGUCGCCACUGGUGUGAUUAUAUUGCAAAAUAAUUUACUUAAAUUGUGUUAGUGUCCCUCUGACAGAGUGGACAGUGACAUUAGGGAUGAACAAAAAAAAAAAAAAAAGAAAAACAUGGACCCCACAGAGUGGACAUUUUGUGCAAAGUAAGGCCUCAGCCUAGCUUUGCUCGCAUAAUAGCUAACAUGACUUUGGAUACUUGGUGAGAAAUGAUUAAAUUUCUUUGAUACGUAUGGGAAUUUUCUUAAAGGGACACUAACAGUGACACUCGGGACGAACAGAAAACAAGGACAUAACCGACAUUUUGCGCUAAAGUUAGCCCUCAGCCUCGCUUUGCUGACACAACAGCUAACAUGACUCUGGAUACUUGGUGAGAAAUGGUUAAAUUUCUUUGAUAUGUAUAGCUUCGACAUAGUGGACACGUAUUGAUCGACCACUACUUCAGAAAACUGCAAAAUCUGAUUUUUAUGUGGGCCGAAGAUAACAUUGCCUACCACAGUUGAAUUUCCCGCCACUGGUGUGAUGUUAUCACAGAAGAGUGAUGUCAUUAAGAUAUGGGAAUUUUCUUAAAGGGACACUAACACUGACACUAGGGACGAAAAGAAAAUAUGGACAUAGCAGAGUGGACAUUUUGUCCUCAAGUUAGCCCUCAGCCUCGCUUUGAUGACAUAAUAGCAAACAUGACUUUGGAUACUUGAUGAGAAAAGAAUCAUUUUGCAAAUAAACUUUUUGAAACCAUUCGAUUUGUUUGAUAUAUAGCUGUGACAGAGGGGACACGUUAUGAUCAACCACUACUUCAAAAAAAACUGCAAAAUCUAAAUUUUUAAAGGUCAAAAAUUAAAAUUGCUUACCGGUUGAAUUUUUCGCCACUGGUGUGAUAAUAUUGCAAAAGAAUUUCCUUAAAUUGUGUUAGUGUCCCUUUAACAGUGAACAGUGACACUAGGGACGAACAAGAAAAAACAUGGACCUAACAGAGGGGACAUUUUGUGCAAAGUAAGGCCUCAGCCUAGCUUUGCUCGCAUAAUAGCUAACAUGACUUUGGAUACUUGGUGAGAAAUGAUUAAAUUUCUUUGAUACGUAUGGGAAUUUUCUUAAAGGGACACUAACAGUGACACUCGGGACGAACAGAAAACAAGGACAUAACCGACAUUUUGCGCUAAAGUUAGCCCUCAGCCUCGCUUUGCUGACAUAAUAGCUAACAUGACUUUGGAUACUUGGUGAGAAAAGUAUCAUUUUGCAAAUAAACCUUUUGAAACCAUUCCAUUGCGGUGAUAUAUAGCUGUGACAGAAUGGACACAUUAUGAUCAACCACUACAAAAAAUAAAAUUGCUUACCACAGUUGAAUUUCCCUUUAAUGAUGACAUUUUUGCAAAAAGAAUUGUCUUAAAGGGACACUAACACAACAGAGUGGACAGCGACAGUGUGGACGAAUUGGAAUUUUUUUCUUCUUUAACUUAAAUAAUAUAGUUUAAUUUAAAAACAACUAAAGAUAGAUACACAGGACAAUAAAAUAAUUAUUUGGGAUUUUUUUUCUACUUAUAUUAGUUGCAGACUCAAUUUGAAUGAAACAUAGCAAAAUUCCAUAACAUUUUACUAGAAAUAAAUAGAAUUUAGGAGCCUUUACCCUUGAAUUUACAAUGGAUAAUGAAAAAAAAAAAAGAAAUUGAAUGAGUAUUCGUCCAAAUGUAAGACAUGCGGCCAACAAAAGCUUUAUUUUCUCUUAAAUCAUCAUACAAAAUUGCCGUCUCGUGUUCUCUGUGACAUCAACGAGCGAUAAAAUUGACCACCAAAAGAUUUUUUCGGUGUCCUGAGUUGAUCAAGUUAAAACCGACGAGAAAUAUUUGGAGUCGAGGAGGGGGAAAAGGCUUGGUCGGAGAAGAGAAGGCGUUACUGUGCUCAAGUUUAUAAAAGAACAUUUGAAAAAUGUUGGGUUGCUCUUCCUGGCGAGCCAGCUUGAAGGCACCGUGGCACUGGGUUUGCUACUAACGAGUCACUCACAAAAAAAGGUCCACGUUUGGCUCGGGUUACCUGCAUCAGCAAGAAGCACCAUUCAACCAGUUGGUCGAGUCUUUUUUUUGAACAGCUGGUGAAGGUUAAGACGGGAUAAAAAUGUGUAAACCAUACUUCCUGAUGGCAGAAAAGUGAAAAAAGCCAGCGAACGUUCAUUCGCUGUUACCCUCCCGCUUCAAAAUGAUUGGACGUCUAGUGUUGUCAAUGGCGAAUAAUGAGUGAAUUUGUGUCUUAUCGAGUCCAUAAAGCAAUAACUUUACAGUCAAUGAGUAAGCAGUUAUGGAAGUGUAUUGCUGCCACUAUAAAAAAAAAAAAAAAUCACCACUUAUCAUACUUAUAAUCACUUAUCAUAUCACAGACUAAUCAAUGAUAAGUAUGUAAAAAUGUGAUAUCAUGGGAAAGUGAUGUUAUCAUUAUAAUUAUGUAAAAAAACGUGAUAAUUAGCAUGUAGAAACAUGAUAAUUAUGUAAAAACACAACACUAUCCUGUAAAAAUCUGAGAAUUUUCAUGAUUAAUAUCAUGUAAAGACGUGAUAAUUAUGUAAAAUGUGAUAGUAUGUAAACACGUUAUAAUUAUGUGAAAACACUUAUCAUGUAAAACAAUUUUUGUGUAAAAUGUGAUGAUCAUGUAAAAACAUAAUUAUGUAAAUAUGUGAUAUUUAUCAUGUUAAAAACAUGAUAAUUAGUGUGUAAAAACAACUGUCAUGUAAACACGUGAUAAUUACGUAAAAACAAUUAUCAUGUAAAACCAAUUUUUGUGUACAAAUGUGAUAACGUCAUCAUUUUCAUGUAAUAACAAUCAUGUACAAACGUGAUAGCUGUACACGUAAAAACAUUUGUGUAAAAUGGUGAUAAUUAUCAUGUAAAAAUGUGAUAACUCAUAUCGUGAACAUGAUAAUUAUGUAAAAAUGUAAUAACUAUCAUGUAAAAACAAUUAUGUAUGUAUGAUAUUUAUCAUGUUAAAAACAUGAUAAUCAUGUAAACACGUGAUAAUUAUGUAAAAACAAUUUUUGUGUAAAAAUGUGAUGUGAUCAUUUUCAUGUAAUAACAAGUAUCAUGUACAAAUGUGAUUAUACAUGUAGAAACAUUUGUGUAAAAACAUGAUAAUUAUGUACAAAUGUGACAACUCAUGUAAAAACAAUUAUGUAAAAAUGUAAUAAUUAUCAUGUAAAAAACAAUUACGUAAAUAUGUGAUAUUUAUCAUGUUAAAAACAAUUAUGUAAAAACAACUAUCAUGUAAACGUGAUAAUUAUGUAAAAACAAUUAUCAUGUACAAACAAUUUUUGUGUGAAAAUGUGAUCAUUUUCAUGUAAUAACAAUUAUCAUGUACAAAUGUGACUAUACAUGUAAAAACAUUUGUGUAAAAACACGAUAAUUAUCAUGUAAAAAUGUGAUAACUCAUGUAAAAACAUGAUGACUGUAAAAAUGUAAUAACUAUCACGUAAAAACAAAUUGUGAUAUUUAUGUUAAAAACAUAAUUAUCAUGUACAAUUAUGUACAAUUUUUGUGUGAAAAUGUAAUGUGAUCAUUUUCAUGUACAAUGCACAAUUAUCAUGUACAAAUUUGACUACACAUGUAAAAACAUUUGUGUAAAAACAUAAUUAUUGUAAAAAUGUGAUAACUCAUGUAAAAACAAAUAUGUGAUAUUUAUGUUAAAAACAAUUAUCAUGUGAAAACAACUAUCAUGUUAACACGUGAUAAUUAUAUAAAAACAAUUAUCAUGUACAAUUUUGUGGAAAAAUGUGAUGUGAUCAUUUUCAUGAAAUAAUUAUCAUGUACAAACGUGAUUAUACAUGUAAAAAUAUUUUGUGUAAAAACGUGAUAAUUAUCUUGUAAAAAUGUGAUAACUAUCAUGUAAAAACAUAAUUAUCAUGUAAAUAUGAUAUUUAACAUGUUAAAAAUAUCAUGUAAAAACAUAACUAUCAUGUAAAAAUGAUAAUUAUGUCAAAACAAACA
Corythoichthys intestinalis (scribbled pipefish) is the source of this 8616-nucleotide messenger RNA. Its product is annotated as cytochrome P450 3A30-like. Gene Ontology annotation, molecular function: steroid hydroxylase activity; oxidoreductase activity, acting on paired donors, with incorporation or reduction of molecular oxygen; iron ion binding. The transcript has 13 exons. The record is from RefSeq and is a predicted model, not a curated record. Bases 67 to 1560 code for a protein of 497 amino acids. Lineage: Eukaryota; Metazoa; Chordata; Actinopteri; Syngnathiformes; Syngnathidae.